Messenger RNA from Didymodactylos carnosus, 405 nucleotides. Lineage: Eukaryota; Metazoa; Rotifera; Eurotatoria; Philodinida; Philodinidae. The record is from the annotation of a GenBank genome assembly.
AUGAAAAACAACGCCAAGGAAAAAGCACAUAAACAUAAAAUUACAUUAAAGACAUUUACUAAGACAACAUUUCAACUACAAACAACUGAUUUACUGUCCGUUAUAUCUGCGUCGUCAUCGUCGUGUGUAUCUACUAUUGUCCGUAUUCCACCAUGUCGAGUCAAAUUAUUAACACAUUACAAUUAUCAAUCGCCUAAAGCAUCGAUAAAUCAAGACUGUCCACCUACAUCCAUAUUUUCACCUUUACCCGAUUCACAAAGUAUUACAUUUCGUUCGAAUGAAUCAUCGCCAACGUCGCCGUUCAAAUGGGGUACUCCAAAAAUAAGAAAACGAAAAGCUACUGAACGAGACUCAAUUGAUGAAUAUAUUGCAAGCAAACACCAAGCCGUGAUACAUGAUGUAUAG